ACUGAUCAUUAUCAUGAGUAGUCAUUCAAGAAAUUGCAAAUAGCUGUCUGUAGAAGUUAGAUUAUCAAAUGAGAUUUGUGUUAUCUUAAAUAAUCUUUAAACAUUAAAAAACAUCAAACUGGAAAAGUGUCCGUUUUUUUAAAUUAAUCGAUGUUUAUGCAACAUAUGUCAUCUACAUGGUAGCCGUUAACUAUAUAACGGACUUAACCUAUUUUCUACGUUCUUAAGGUAGCAUUGUAAAAACAGAGAAACGCGAUCAUGGCUUUGAAAUUCGCUAGUAACCUGUCUUUUAUGUUUACGGAGGUACCUAGCAUAAUUGACAGGUAUCAACUAGCAAGACAGGCUGGAUUUAAAGCAGUUGAAAGUGGAUUUCCUUUUUGCUUAUCCAUUGAACAAGUUGUUACAGCCAAAAAUAAGGCAGGUGUCCAUCAGAUUCUCCUAAAUGUGUUCACAGGUGAUGUUACAAAAGGAGAACUAGGCUAUGCUGCAAUUCCAGGUAAAGAAGAUGAUUUUAAAAAAAGUAUUGCUAAAACAAUCCAAUAUGCCAAAGCUUUGGAUUGCAAAAUGAUUCAUGUAAUGUCAGGAACAGUGAAGUCAUCUACUAUAGACAAUGAUACAGUUUAUGAAAAAAAUUUGUUGCAUGCAAUUGAAAAAUGUCAACAGGAAAACAUUGUUGUUGUGAUUGAACCAAUUAAUAAUUUCACUGUACCAAAUUACUACAUGAAUAAUUUUAAAAAAGGUUUGGAUCUAGUAAAGAAGAUAAAUAAUGCAUACUUUAAGCUACAACUGGAUCUUUUUCAUUUGCAACAUUGCUGUGGCAAUAUUACAAAAAACAUUCAAGAAUUUCUACCUUAUGUUGGUCACAUUCAGAUAGCUCAAGUACCUGAUAGACAUGAACCGGAUACUUCAGGGGAAAUAGAUUAUAAAUAUGUUCUUUCACUGUUAGAAACAGCAGGCUAUACAGGAUAUAUUGGUUUAGAAUAUCGGCCGAAAUCAUCGACAGUGGAAGGAUUAAAGUGGAUUACGAAUUAUGGUUAUACACUGUAAUGCAGAUAUAGUAUAUAUAUAAACAUAUAUAUCUUGAAAUAAUUUGAACAGGUUUCAAAUUAAUGACAAUAAUUUUUUAUAAAGCUCCUGUUUUUUA
Messenger RNA from Harpegnathos saltator (Jerdon's jumping ant), 1144 nucleotides. It is a transcript of the gene Gip, whose product is annotated as hydroxypyruvate isomerase-like protein Gip. Gene Ontology annotation, molecular function: hydroxypyruvate isomerase activity. Gene Ontology annotation, biological process: glyoxylate metabolic process. NCBI's taxonomy places the organism in Eukaryota, Metazoa, Arthropoda, Insecta, Hymenoptera, Formicidae. Bases 259 to 1047 code for a protein of 262 amino acids. The record is from RefSeq and is a predicted model, not a curated record. The transcript has 6 exons.